AUGUCAAAAAUCUUCUCUAUGAUCAAAAAUGAGGUUAACUUAAUUUGUUUUUGUUUUGUUGUUAAAAGUAGUUAAUAAACGAAUUAAAUAGUAACAAUUAUUUGUGAUCCGCGUAAAAGCUGAUGAUAUUUUUUUGGAAUUGUUUACAGGACAACUAAUUUGUGUUAUCGAUUUAAUAAAUUGAAUGGGAGUUGAAAGGUCUACUACUUUUUAACCAGUAGUAAACAUUAGACAUAGCCAAUAUUAAUACACAUAAAGUUUAAAUGGAACUCGAUAAUUCAGUAUGGAGCUAGGUAGAGAGUUUUUGGAUGAACUGAAUGUAGAGCACGUUAUGAAACAAAUUCAUCACAUACUAUUUAGUUUCAAUAUUGAAGAGAACCUGCACUUUUUAAAAAAUUACAAUAACAAUUACUAUGAACAGAAUUCAGAAGAUAACCAAAACGUCAUUUCUGUAUGGUCUGAUAUUGAUUGUGAAAAGGCAUUGUCAUCUUUAGAUAAACAACAACCUUUAGAUCUUUUUAAUUACGAGAAUCCAAGUUGUUACAUUUGCAAUGGCUAUUAUGGUCCAAGCUUUGAUGAGCCAACAUGUGCAACAUGUCAUGCAUUUUUGUACCCUAAUGUAGCACCUGACCAUCCACUCACUAUUGUAAAUGGGUACAGUGAUGAUGACAGUGAUUCUGGAAAUGAUGAGCCUGCUGACAAUUUAUUUCGUCCUAAUGCAUUUAAUUCUGCCAACGAAGAACCUAAAUUUCCAAUGGCAAAAGUAGAGGCUGAAGAUUUAGCUCAAAAUUUGAAAAAGUUAUCCUCUGUGGAUCAUAGAAUUGAUGUCAACUUGGAGGACUUGCCUCCUGAAGUUCUAUCUCAAACACUGAAAUAUUUAGACGAUAUAUCAUUAUGGUGCUUUAGUCAAGUUAAUUCACGUUUUGAAGAUAUAGUUUUAAUGCAGUUUCGCCCUAACAUAUGGAGCAGAUUUGUGCGUAUUAGGUGGCCCCUUCUUUAUGUUGAGAAGGACGAAAGGGACUGGUAUAAUUUGUAUUCGUCAUUAAUGAAAAGCACAUGCUGUUUAAAAUGUGUAAAACAAAUGGCAGCCCAGCAAAGUCCAGCUGGUGAAGAAAAUUCAUGGAGAAAUAACAGGCUUAAGUCAGAACAAAGAAAUUUGCGACUGGAUCCUUUGGAUGGUAUAAACGCAAUGCCUUUGGAUUUUAUGUCUUGUCACUGGUUGGCAUCAAUACAAGGGCCUGCAGGAAGUCCUUAUGAAGGAGGAUUGUUUUUCCUUUACAUUCAAAUUCCUCAUUCUUAUCCAAUGACACCCCCCAUGGUUCGUUUUCUUACAAAGAUCUUACAUCCAAAUAUAUCAAGGCAUGGGGAUAUUGGAAUAGAUUCCAUACAUCAUAAUUGGUCAUUAGCUUUAACACUUAGUAAAAUUUUACUUUCUAUUCAGUCUCUUUUGACUGACCCAUUCUGUGAUGUUUCUUUGGGAUUGUUGCAGAUUUGUAUGGAGCCUGAAAUAGCUGAAAUGUACGAAAAGGACCGAGAUGGCUUCGAGGAACAGGCUCGAAUGUGGACGUGGAAAUAUGCUAUGCAUGAUUUGCGUCCUUUUUAAUUCAAAAACCUCUUAAGUUUUUCAAGGCCCCAUAAUUUAUUACUUAUUAGGAGAAUCUAUUUUAAUUUAUAUAUGCUUGUA
Messenger RNA from Agrilus planipennis (emerald ash borer), 1684 nucleotides. RefSeq lists its product as uncharacterized. The coding region runs from base 284 to 1603 and encodes 439 amino acids. Gene Ontology annotation, molecular function: protein binding. The transcript is spliced from 7 exons. The record is from RefSeq and is a predicted model, not a curated record. Gene Ontology annotation, cellular component: nucleus. Gene Ontology annotation, biological process: protein polyubiquitination. Lineage: Eukaryota; Metazoa; Arthropoda; Insecta; Coleoptera; Buprestidae.